Pseudovirgaria hyperparasitica is the source of this 1962-nucleotide messenger RNA. RefSeq lists its product as uncharacterized. Gene Ontology annotation, biological process: rRNA processing. The coding region runs from base 51 to 1898 and encodes 615 amino acids. The record is from RefSeq and is a predicted model, not a curated record. Gene Ontology annotation, molecular function: snoRNA binding. Lineage: Eukaryota; Fungi; Ascomycota; Dothideomycetes; Acrospermales; Acrospermaceae. The transcript has a single exon.
GCCUAAUCCUUGCAUGCAUAAAAAUAUUUCGAAAUUCACGGGUUCGCCUCAUGUUCGGGCGACUCAGAAACCUCGCUCAAUCUGCAUUCGGACUUGCACCUAGUAGGACCCCAGAACCUUCGCCCACUGCCGACGUGGAAGAUCAGGCAACUAUGGUGACUACAAGAGGUGGACGGGCUACCGACAGUCCUGCUAGUGUCACACCGCAGACUGGAUCUCAGCUUAGUAGCGGCUUGAGAAAGAGUAACACCAAGGAAACAGCCGCAAAGAGAAAGCUCGAGGAUGUUGCUUCGCCCGCAAGUUCGGUAAAACGGAGGCGACAACUGCGUGGUUCGGCGUCACAAAGACAUACUGUCGAGCACGUCUUCCAGGAUAUCGUCGAGGACAGCUCACACAUUGGAAAUGACGACAGUGCGACGCCACCUCGCAUGGGACUGAGAGACGACGACCCAGUCCAAGUGACAGAAGAAGACGAGAUCCACAAGAUCGAAGUGGCAGCCAGACGCGAAGCAGAACUUGAGGCUGCCGCCACAGCAAAAGCCGACGCUGCCGAAGAACUACAUCCUGCUGAAGUUGUCAAGUCGGUCGAGAAAUCGACAAGGACGCCCCGUCAAGAAAGAUCAGAAGCUGCAGAGGCUACGAGACUGACUCGAUCGCAUUCACGACCCGCGACUACGCCUACUCGAGAUGCCAAAAAGGCGGUAAAGCAAACCAAGGAGACAAGAGUACCAAUUCGCGCAAAGAUAGACACUUCACAUAUUGUCCCGUUCGAAGAUGAGGCUACACCCAGCGAGAUAGGCAAUACGCCUUCCACGAAGCAAGACGUCAUCGAGAUAUCUUCCGACGACUCCGAUGAUGAGGAUGAAGGCCUGUACGAUCCCCAGGCUUUGGCCCAAGAGUCCAGUCGGGUACCUCAACUCAGCCCCCAAGUCGUGGUGUCCCCGCGUAAGGUCCCACAGGAGACUCCGAAAUUCAUAGAUGAUACUGACGACGACGGCGGAGAAGAGGAAGAGGCAGAAGAUCUAGAGAAUGCUACCCAGCAAGGCAGCUUGGUAGCUGACGCAGCUGGUACAGUACCUGACCGCGUAAAUGAAGCCGAAGUUGGCGCCGAGUUGAAUGACGGGCAGGUAGAAAGCUCAGAAGGAGAAAGCCAUACCAGGAAGACCGAGCCCAUAAUACCGGCGGCGACGGGCAAGGCACCACGACACAAGAUCUUUGAUGAUACUGAUGAUGCUGAUGAUGAGCUCACUUCAAACCUCGAGCGGACCACCUCAAAAGAAGCGAAGACCAUCCCACAAGAUGAUUCCGAGGACGAAUCUUCAAGCGAUGAUGAAGCCCCCGAAACCAUCACAACCAUGGCAGCCCAGUCCCAAGUCGCAAAGGCAGAAGCUGCUGCCACAGAAGCCGCAGAGAAACAAGCUACUGCUGCCAAGCUCAAACGUCAAGCCCGUGACGCUGCUCUCAAGGAGCGUGCACGCAAGAAUCUCAAGGCCUCCACGCGGAUCACAGCUGGCACAUCAACAUCAUCCCUACCUGAUCUCUUACCAGCCCAUAUCCUGGCGACCGAACGCCCGGCCACUCCUGAGCCCGGCUCUGAGGUUCCAGCUGCUCUUACGCUGGAGCAGCAAAAGCGCAACAGACAUCUGAAGUUCAUCGAAGAAGGCGAAAAGAAAGCAAAGGAUGUACGGCGUGGCCCGGUCAAAGUGCGUGUGCUGGAGAAGACAAACAUGCUGCUUGCGCCAAAAGUGCAUAAAGAUACUAAAAACCUGCGGGACUCGUGGUUGAGGGGCAGGGAAGUUGCAAAGACGAAGAGUCAGAGGGUCAAGGGUAACAGUGCGCUCAAGACGCAAAAGAUGCAGAGGAAGGCCAUUGGUGGGAAGAGUUUCCUGCGCCGAUGAGACGCUGGGGUGGUUACGUUGUAGACAGUUCCAAUAAGAAUGAACGAAUGCUACGAUACGUGCA